CAGAGCCAGCAGCGCGGCCGUGGGAGCCUCUCGGUGCUCCCAGCACCGCCACUGUUCUGCAUGCCCAGCCAGGCAACCACUGGGCCAGGACGACCUCGCCACCAGACCGGGUCCGUGCAGGAGUGGUGGCAGCCGGGAGAACCCCCCGGGGACUCAGCGAUGCUGGGACUGCGCCCGCAGCCGCUUCGGGACCGGUGAGCAGGGUGGGGGAAAGCUCCAUGGGGCUUCAUCUGCUUGAGGGGCCGGGCCAGCAUGGAGCCAGCCAGCGCCCUUCCCAACACCUCCGGUAACGGCAGCGGCGCCGGCAGUGCCCCACAUUCACCCGCAGCCACGGGGCUCAUCCUGCUGGCAGCCCUGUCCGUCCUGCUGGCCACGCUGGUGGGCAACGCUCUGGUGGUGGUGGCCAUCUCCACCAGCCGGGCUCUGCAAGCCCCACAGAACCUCUUCCUCGUGUCCCUGGCCUCGGCAGACAUCCUGGUGGCCGUCCUCGUCCUGCCCUUCUCGCUGGCCAACGAGGUGAUGGGCUACUGGUACUUUGGUGGGCUGUGGUGCAGCCUGUACCUGGCGCUGGACGUGCUGCUCUGCACCGCGUCCAUCGGGCACCUCUGUGCCAUCAGCCUCGACCGCUACUGGGCCGUCACACGGGCGGCGCGGCUCAACCUGCGCCGCAGCCCGCGGCGGGUGAAGGGCAUGAUCGGGGCGGUCUGGGCGGCGGCGGCCCUGGUGGCACUGCCACCGCUCCUGCGGCCGCGGCCGGGCGGGCGGGAGUGCCAGCUGAGCCAGGAGACCUGGUACGUGCUGGCCUCCUGCGCCGCCUCCUUCUUCGUCCCCUGCCUCGUCAUGGUCGCCGUGUACUGCCGCAUCUACCGCCUGACUGCCCGGAGGACGGCCGCCCUGCUCGCUGCCCGCUCCCCGCGCCCCGCCAGCGGCGAUGGAAAGGUGUCGGGCGUUGGGAUGCUGAGAUGGCGCCGCCGGAGCCAGCACCAGAGCAUGCUGCUGUGCCGCCGGCGGCUGGUGCGGGCGCGGGAGCGGCGCUUCACCGUCGUGCUGGCUGUGGUGAUGGGCGCCUUCGUGCUGUGCUGGUUCCCCUUCUUCUUCACCUACAGCCUGGGGGCUCUCUGUGGGCAGGGCUGCCGUGUCUCCAAGCCCCUCUUCAACUUCUUCUUCUGGAUCGGCUACUGCAACAGCAGCGUCAACCCGCUCAUCUACACCCUCUUCAACCGGGACUUCCGUGCUGCCUUCCGCCGGCUCCUCGCCGUCCCCCACCGGCACCGCACUUAGGGACACAUUGGGACACCAGGGACACGGCCCCCAGCCCUGCUCAGCGUUCACAGCACCUGGCCCCAGCACAGAUCCUGGAUGGCAGUGCCAGUGUGCAGCUCGAGGUGCUUCUGGAAAUGCAGGAUUGAAUAAAACGAGACCAAAUGCUGUGCCUGGGGCUGGUGUCUGCCUCCAGGGAGCCCAGAAAGAGGCACCAAGCGCCAGCACCUUUUGUCACCCACAUCACCCCACACAUGUGCCUUGUAGCAGUGGUGGUGACAACUUGCUGUGGCACCCACUCUCCAAUGAAUGUCUGUGUCCCCCAGCACUCUCUUGUGUAGGGGAUGGACCCCAUGUCUGCUGUGAGGAGACAAAACCCUCCCCGUGGCAGUGUCACCAGCACUGGGCUGAGCUGGCUGUGCCACCACAGCAGCCCUGUGCCUCUCUGUCCCCUCUGGGAACAUGCCAGCUGUGCUGGGGGCUCUGUGAGGGCACACACGUACCCACGGUGGGGUACAAGGGCUGCUCAGGGACUGUACUGUGCUGCAGGAGGGAAAGGAGGAAUGAUAUCCCAAAGCCAGAAAGGCUGUUCCCCCUUGGGAGAGUGUGAGAGAUGGGAUCGCAUGGGAACAGGCUCCAGCACAGCCUGACGUGCAAGAGGCCACGCAGGCAGCUGUGGGGCGAAGACCCAGGGACAACCACAUCCCCCUUGGGGGGCAGAAACCGCCCCACACCCCCCCUGCCUGGCUGCCUGCCUCGCUCUGCACAGACACCCAGAGGUCAGGGGCUGCUCCACUUCUUCAGCUUUGCUGCUCAAAAUAGAAAAUCUCAAAACAUUGGACUUUCUCUGGGCUAAAAACAGCUGCUGGCGCCUGGGAGCUGGAGCUCAAGGAACACUGGCCCCUGCCAGCCCUCGCAGCCCCUGUCAGGGUGGGUGCAGCUCAGUGGGCUCUGGGGGGGCUGGAUGGGGUGGGGGGCUGGAUGGGGUGGGGGCACUGGCAGCAAUGAGGAGCCCUGGGCCAGCACUGUGCCUGCUGGCCCCGUGUGGGGAGGCUCACGGAGUGAGCUUUGGAGUCAGCAGAGGUUCCCGGUGGGAUGGGGCUGGGAUGGGUGCCAGUGCUGACUCUCAGAGGGGUCUGGCCCCGGUGGCUGGAGCUGCACGGGCACUGCCCGCGGAAGGAGCUGCCCUAUCUCUGCCACCCAGCUUCCCCUCCCUUCUCCUUCUACAACUAAACAACAUUUUGCUUCUAAAAAUACCUAGAUGAGGGCAACUAGUGGGGACACGGCCAGGCCAGUUCUCCCAGGGGACACCAGCACCCCAGGGCCCCACAGUGCCCUGGCCACACACCCUGGUGCCAGCAGGGUGCCAGGCACUGUCCAUCCUCCUGGGCAUGAACACACAGCUCCCCUCCACAGAGCUAAAACGCAGAGUGGCAGCUCCUCCACCUGAGCUGCUGCUGGAUCUGUCGGGGACAUCAGGAUCCUCUGGACACUGGUGCUGUCCACGAAUCUUGUCAGUGAUGGGAAAGGUGCUGCAGAAUGCCAGGUGGGAGGAAACAGAAAACAGCAACCCAAGGGUUAAUGCUGGAAAUGGAUGGGAGCAGAGUUAUCUCAUUUUAAGUUCAAAAUAAACACGCUUUGGAAGGAAAGCAGCUCUAAAAGAGGAGCUCUCACACCAUGAGCUCAUCCCUCCAGGCAGCGACAGAGAGAUUACCCCCAAGGUGUGGCAGGGCAAAGCAUCCUCCUCCUGCUCCUAAUCGCUGCAGAUUCGUACCCUAAAGAUGUGACAUCUGAUUUGCAGUGGAUGCUGAAGAGCACAGCAGCCACAGGCAGAACUGACUGCACGCACAGCGAGUGCUUGGAGUAAUUUCUGUUAUUAUCAUCCUCAACCUGAGGACAUGAACCCAAAAUCUCUCCUGCCACUGACAGACACCAGGGGAGGUGUCGCCCUGAUUUUGUAAGACUUUGUUAAGCCUUCUGAUGUUUACAUUCUUUCAACAAACUUUCCCACACACAGUUCUGUA
Messenger RNA from Onychostruthus taczanowskii (white-rumped snowfinch), 3284 nucleotides. RefSeq names its product alpha-2C adrenergic receptor-like. The transcript has a single exon. Gene Ontology annotation, cellular component: membrane. Bases 253 to 1281 code for a protein of 342 amino acids. NCBI's taxonomy places the organism in Eukaryota, Metazoa, Chordata, Aves, Passeriformes, Passeridae. Gene Ontology annotation, molecular function: adrenergic receptor activity. The record is from RefSeq and is a predicted model, not a curated record. Gene Ontology annotation, biological process: adenylate cyclase-activating adrenergic receptor signaling pathway.